UCCUCUGCACAUUAUCCCAUUCCUUUCCUCUCUCAUUUGUUCAUUCAUUCAUUCAUAAUGUCGCUUAGCGGAACACUUAGCACUGAACUUUCGGUCCGCACAAGUGCAGAGAAAUGGUUCGAGGCCAUGACAAAUAAACUCGACCAAAUUCAAAACAUCGCUGAUGAUGUUCAUGGAGCCAAACUCAUUCAAGGUGAUGAUUGGCACACCAAUGAUUCGCUCAAACAGUGGACUUAUAUAGUAGACGGUAAGGAAGAAAAAUGUGUUGAAUUUAUUGAAUCCGUUGAUGAAGAGAAAAAAACAAUCGAAUUCAACAUCCAUGGCCUAGAUAUCGAGGAUAAAUAUAAUGUGUUUCAUUUAACCUUUCAAGCCAUUGAGGAUGAUCCUGGUAGUCCUACAAUUAAAUGGAGUAUUGAAUAUGAAAGGCAGACUAAGGAUGUUCGUCCCCCAUAUCUGUACUUGGAAUUAUAUGACCGUGUCACUCGAGAUGUUGAUGCUUAUCUUUUCAAGAAUUAAAGAAAAUGGCAGCAAAUAAGAGUUGAAAAACAUGGAAGAGAUCAAAGACAAUGCUCGUGUAUGUACUAUGUUAGCUGUGAUGUUUGAUGUGGAGAAUAUAAUAAUAUUUUUAGUUUGUGUUUGUGAUAAUUUAAGAUGCAUAUGUGUGAUAUGUCAAGAAGGUGUUGAAUAAAAGGUAUCUUUGGUUUUUUUUUUCUUAUUCAA
Messenger RNA from Vigna unguiculata (cowpea), 720 nucleotides. Its product is annotated as MLP-like protein 43. The record is from RefSeq and is a predicted model, not a curated record. Lineage: Eukaryota; Viridiplantae; Streptophyta; Magnoliopsida; Fabales; Fabaceae.